Gracilinanus agilis (Agile Gracile Mouse Opossum) is the source of this 1095-nucleotide messenger RNA. Its product is annotated as granzyme M-like. NCBI's taxonomy places the organism in Eukaryota, Metazoa, Chordata, Mammalia, Didelphimorphia, Didelphidae. Gene Ontology annotation, biological process: proteolysis. Gene Ontology annotation, molecular function: serine-type endopeptidase activity. Bases 1 to 771 code for a protein of 256 amino acids. The transcript is spliced from 5 exons. The record is from RefSeq and is a predicted model, not a curated record.
AUGAUUAGGAGCAGAGCAUUGUUGUUGAUGCUGGUGAUGGAAGGGCUGCAAGGUGCAGAAGAUGGGUUCAAGUCCCAGAUCAUUGGGGGCCAUGAGUCAGUGCCCCAUUCCCACCCCUAUAUGGCCUCAUUAAAGAAGAACGGGAAACAUAUCUGUGGAGGUGUUCUGAUCCACAAGCAGUGGGUGCUCACAGCUGCCCAUUGCCUGCCUAAGAGAACAGAAUGGCUUCGAGUUGUGCUGGCUCUACAUCAGCUCCAGGGACCUGGUGUGGUCUUUGGCAUCAAGAAAGCAAUCCCCCACCCAGGCUAUGAUGAGAAAAGCUUGGAGAACGACAUCAUGCUCCUUCAGCUGGACAGAAAAGUAAAACUGAACUCGACUGUGCAGCCAGUUUCCCUGCCCAGAAAUCUGUUUGUGAAGCCACUGCAGCCUGGGACAAAAUGCAUCGUGGCUGGCUGGGGCCAGCUGCGCCAGGACGGACAGUUAGCCCCGACCCUUCAGGAGCUGAAUGUGGAGGUGUUGGACGGUCGCAUGUGUAACAACAGCCGCUUCUGGCACGGGAGGAUCACACCCAAGAUGCUCUGUGUGGCUGGGAUCCAAAAGGGUUCCGGACCCUGCAAGGGAGACUCAGGGAGCCCCUUGAUCUGUAACAGAGAGAAGGUUUAUGGGAUCAUCUCCUUUGGCUCCAAAGGAAAAUGUGUGGAUGUCUUCAAACCCCCUGUGGUGACUGCAGUGGUUUCCUACCUUUCUUGGAUCAAGAAAAUUAUUUCCUGAGAUCACCUAAUCCUGCCUGCCUCUUCUCUACCAGCCCACAGGCUCCCUUUAUCUGGAAUGCUAUUCCCUAGUCUGUGCCUAAUUAAACCUUCCAUUCCUUUAAGACCCCAGCUCUCUCCCACCCUCCUUAAACUCCUCUUCCUCCAAAAAGUCUUCCAAGAUCCUCCCUGCCUGGAGUGAUAUCUCCCUCAGCCAGAGCACCCUCAUAUUCACUCACCCCCUCCCACACCCCUUUGUGGCUUGCCUCAAACCUCUAAUUUGUUUUUUGGCUCUUUCCUGGCUCCUGGCUCAUUUCAGAGUGACCUAUCUCUUAAUGAAAUAAUA